Spea bombifrons (plains spadefoot toad) is the source of this 2046-nucleotide messenger RNA. RefSeq names its product proline dehydrogenase 1 (gene PRODH). The record is from RefSeq and is a predicted model, not a curated record. Gene Ontology annotation, cellular component: mitochondrion. Gene Ontology annotation, molecular function: proline dehydrogenase activity; FAD binding. NCBI's taxonomy places the organism in Eukaryota, Metazoa, Chordata, Amphibia, Anura, Pelobatidae. Bases 50 to 1921 code for a protein of 623 amino acids. The transcript has 14 exons.
AGGUCCCUUUCUUGCUCUGGUUGUGCAUUACUUCGGCUUCUCAUCACAUAUGGCUUGUAGUAGAAUGUCCUCUGCCACUAGACUCGCACUGACCAUCCCUGGCAGGGCAGGGAUUAGGUUGCGAUCUACUGCUGCAGCCACAAAGGUGAAAACAUCUACUGAUCAGAAACAACAACAUGUGGCAGGAGAGAAAAUGUGGCCACUGGGCUCGCAGGUGGACCACAUGGAAAGAAGCGAGAACCUCCUGUUGAAGCCUUGUCCAGCUGCUACAAUGAACUUUGAAAAUACUCAAGAAGCUUACAAGAGCAAAGCCACGUGGGAGCUGGCGAGAAGUCUGAUGGUCUUCUGGCUAUGCUCCAUUGAUACACUGGUGGACAAGAAUCAGCAGCUAUUGAAGUUGUCCAGAAAGCUGCUUGGACAGAAGAUGUUUGAGGCAAUGAUGAAGAUGACAUUUUAUGGACAGUUUGUUGCUGGUGAGGACCAGGAAGCUAUUAAACCACUUAUCAGACGCAACAGAGCUUUUGGGGUUGGGUCCGUCUUGGAUUACAGUGUGGAAGAAGAUCUCAGUCAAGAAGAGGCGGAAAAGAAGGAGAUUGAAUCUUGCACUGCUGAAGCUGAGAAGGAAAGUGGUGGUGUGGCACGGCGAGAGAAGAAAUACAGAGUCCAGCCUGGCUUUGGAGACCGACGUGGAGGAGUUAUUAGUGCUCGAACAUACUUUUACGCGGAUGAAGCAAAAUGUGACCAUCAUAUGGAAACAUUUCUCAGAUGUAUUGAAGCCUCAGGUGGCAGUUCUGAAGAUGGUUUUUCCGCCAUUAAGCUUACAGCAUUAGGACGGCCCCAGUUUUUGUUACAGUUUUCAGAAGUCCUUAUGAAAUGGAAAGGUUUCUUCCACCAGCUCGCUGCAGACCAAGGCAAGGGCGGACUAGCUGCUGUUGAAAUUGAACUGGAAGUGGAAAAACUCCAGGACAGCUUGGUGAAACUCGGGAUUGCUACCAAGGAUGAAUGCCAUAAUUGGUUUACUGGAGAAAAUCUUGGGCUAUCGGGGACAGUGGAUUUGUUGGACUGGAACAGCUUAAUUGACAGCAAAACCAAGAUCUCCAAACUCCUGCUUGUACCAAACUUGCAGAGUGGCCAACUAGAACCCCUUCUUUCUAGAUUCACAGAGGAAGAAGACAUGCAGAUGAAAAGAAUGCUACAGAGGAUGGACGUUCUUGCAAAGAAAGCCUUAGAGAAUGGAGUGAGGCUCAUGGUGGAUGCAGAACAAACCUAUUUUCAACCUGCAAUCAGCCGUCUGACGCUGGAGAUGCAGCGUAAAUUUAACAAGAAGUGCCCCAUUAUCUUCAACACCUACCAGUGCUACUUGAAGGGAGCAUAUGAUAAUGUGACUGCUGAUGUUGAAUUAUCCCGGAGAGAGGGUUGGCACUUUGGUGCUAAACUAGUCAGAGGGGCAUACAUGCAGCAGGAAAGAAGCCGCGCAGCAGAAGUGGGCUAUGAGGAUCCAAUCAAUCCUACAUAUGAGAGAACCAAUGAAAUGUACCACAAAUGCCUUGAUUACGUCUUGGAAGAGAUCCGGAAUAACCGCAAAGCUAAUGUAAUGGUGGCCUCACACAAUGAAGAUACUGUGAAAUUCACUCUCAAGAGGAUGAAUGAGUUGGGCGUUUCUCCUGAUGAGAAAAAGGUGUAUUUUGGACAGCUGUUGGGAAUGUGUGACCAGAUUAGCUUCCCACUUGGUCAGGCUGGUUAUCCAGUUUAUAAAUAUGUUCCCUAUGGACCAGUGAAUGAAGUUCUUCCUUACCUAUCUCGAAGGGCACAGGAAAACCGUGGGAUCAUGAAAGGAGCUGGUCGCGAGAGGGAACUUUUAUGGAAGGAGAUUAAAAGGCGUGUGCUUGCUGGACAUCUGUUCUAUAGCCCUACGUUCUAGGGAAAUCUAUCAGAAAAAAAUGGCUAAUAGUCUUUGCUUAACAGACAUGGAGAACCUAUAUUGGAACAGACCUCAAAGUCUAUGCCGAUAAAAACAUAAAUAGCUUAAUAAGUUUUAAAGCAUUU